Cajanus cajan (pigeon pea) is the source of this 1483-nucleotide messenger RNA. Its product is annotated as isocitrate dehydrogenase [NAD] regulatory subunit 1, mitochondrial. The record is from RefSeq and is a predicted model, not a curated record. Gene Ontology annotation, biological process: tricarboxylic acid cycle; isocitrate metabolic process. Gene Ontology annotation, cellular component: mitochondrion. Lineage: Eukaryota; Viridiplantae; Streptophyta; Magnoliopsida; Fabales; Fabaceae. Gene Ontology annotation, molecular function: isocitrate dehydrogenase (NAD+) activity.
UGGUGUGGUUUGGAUUAGACAUUAGAGUAAAGAAGAGGGGCAUUAAUGGAAAUUGGAAAGAGCAGAUGGUGAAGUAAAGUUGCUUACCUUUGUGAGGUGGGAUCAGAUCGGAGGGAGGAAGUUAGUAAAGUAAGAAUGUCAGCGAUGCAGGCGAUGAAGCAAAUAAGAAGGAGCGUGACGUAUAUGCCUCGACCGGGGGACGGGGCGCCGCGGGGGGUGACGCUGAUACCAGGGGACGGAAUUGGGCCUCUGGUGACGAACGCGGUGGAGCAGGUGAUGGAGGCGAUGCACGCGCCGCUUUACUUCGAGAAGUACGAGGUACACGGGGACAUGAGGCGUGUUCCGGAGGAGGUGCUGGAAUCGAUUAGGAAGAACAAGGUGUGCCUCAAGGGUGGGCUCAGGACUCCGGUGGGUGGUGGAGUCAGCUCCCUCAACGUCCAGCUCAGAAAGGACCUCGAUCUCUACGCUUCCCUCGUCAACUGCUUCAACUUGCCUGGCUUGCCCACGCGCCACCACAACGUCGACAUCGUCGUCAUCCGGGAGAACACCGAGGGCGAGUACGCUGGCCUCGAGCACGAGGUCGUUCCUGGCGUUGUCGAGAGCCUCAAGGUUAUGUCCAAGUUCUGCUCCCAACGUAUUGCAAAAUAUGCCUUCGAGUAUGCAUACCUGAAUAACAGGAAGAAAGUCACCGCCGUCCAUAAAGCCAACAUCAUGAAACUCGCAGAUGGUCUCUUUCUAGAAUCUUGCCGACAGGUUGCAACCAAAUAUCCUGGUAUCAAGUACAACGAGAUUAUUGUCGAUAAUUGCUGCAUGCAACUUGUCUCCAAACCCGAGCAGUUCGAUGUUAUGGUCACUCCUAAUCUUUAUGGAAAUCUAGUGGCUAAUACGGCAGCUGGUAUUGCCGGAGGCACUGGUGUCAUGCCAGGAGGGAACGUUGGGGCUGACCACGCGGUGUUUGAGCAAGGUGCAUCGGCAGGGAAUGUGGGAAAUGAGAAUAUGGUGGAGCAGAAAAAGGCUAAUCCAGUGGCUCUGCUACUCUCAUCGGCCAUGAUGUUGAGGCAUCUUCAGUUUCCUUCAUUUGCUGACCGUCUUGAGACUGCUGUGAAGCGUGUCAUUUCAGGGGGGAAGUACAGGACUAAAGAUCUUGGUGGAGACAGCAAUACACAGGAAAUUGUUGAUGCUGUCAUUGCCAACCUCGGCUAGUAAAUUCUUCUUCAAUCUUUCCUGCCAUUUCACUCACACUUUUUGCAAUAAAACUUUGUAAAUUUCUUUUCCUAUUUCUCACCAUUCGCCCCCCUAUAUUAUCGGAACAACAAUUCGCCUUAAUUUUUGCUCGCCUUUCUCAUGUAAUAAUGUUUCUUCAGACAGACAUGCAUUCUGUGACACUUGUAACUUUCAUUUGCCUGCCCCUAGCUUCUUGCAUUCGGGAGGCUAGGUUCGGGCUUAAACAAUUUUAAUUAACUUUCGUUUGAUUGCGAUGCGA